CGCUGGUGGGCCGGGCCGUUCACGUCUCCAAGGAUACAGCGUGAUUAGUUAUAGGCAUUGGAAAAGCCCGUUUGUGCUUCCUCACUGGACUAUCAAAUGCAAGACUGUUGCUUGAACCGGGCUAAAAGCCCGCAUUGACGGAGAAAGGCCCAAAACCAGAGUCUUUCUUACUUCUCCUGCCGCCUUAUCUCAGCCGCCCAAGCGCGGGAACCAUCCGGCCGCCGGCUACCUCUUCCACCGCAGAUGUUGAAGCAAUUGGCUGGCCGGACAGUGGUCACUGUCACUUCUGUGCUUCCAUCUCUCUUCCCUCCAAAACCCUUUUCCCGCCUUCCUACAAUAAAGCUGCUUCCGCCCAAUUCUUUGUCCCUCGCUUCUCCUUCUUCAUCCAGACCACGGUUCUACUCCUUGGUUUCGCAAAUUUCUCAUCAAAGGGGGAUUUUUGAUGGAGCCAGCUUUGAUCCGUACUAUUUAUCUUGCUGUAUGCCUGAAAAGCGCCUCAGGGUUGCUGUUCUGCUCAGUGGGGGAGUGGAUAGUAGUGUCGCUCUUCGGCUUCUCCAUGCUGCCGGCCAUGAAUGUACUGCCUUUUACCUCAAAAUCUGGUUUCAGGAAGACUUUGAGAACUUUUGGUCAGAGUGUCCUUGGGACGAGGAUUUGAAGUAUGCAAGAGCUGUUUGCAAUCAGGUUGAUGUACCAUUAGAAGUUGUGCAUUUGACUGAUGAAUACUGGAAGAAUGUGGUGUCUUACAUUAUUAAGGAGUACCAAUGUGGUCGUACUCCUAAUCCAGAUGUGCUAUGCAAUACGCGAAUUAAAUUUGGUGCUUUCAUGGACGCUGUGAAUGGUAUGGGAUUUGAUUAUAUUGCUUCUGGGCAUUAUGCCAGUGUCAUUCACCCAUCUUCAGAUGAAAUGAAUGAGCCUUCUGUUCUGGAGUUGUCAAAAGACAUGGUGAAGGAUCAAACUUACUUCCUUUCGCAUUUGUCACAAGCUCAACUAAAGCGCCUGAUUUUCCCACUAGGCUGCAUUCCAAAGGAAGAGGUACGUAAACUUGCUACAACAUUUGAUCUGCCUAACAAGGACAGAAAGGAUUCACAAGGAAUAUGCUUCUUAGGAAAGAUCAAAUUUAGUGAGUUUGUUGCGAGACAGAUCGGGGAGAAAGAAGGUAUCAUACUUGAAGCAGAGACAGGCGAUUUCCUUGGUAUGCAUAGAGGAUUUUGGUUCUACACAAUUGGUCAGCGACAGGGUCUUCGACUUCCUGGUGGUCCCUGGUAUGUUGUUGACAAGGAUGUUAAUAACAAUGUAGUUUUUGUCUCAAGAAACUACUUCUCCAUCGACAAGAACAGGCGAUCAUUUCGUGUUGGCUCGCUGAAAUGGCUUAGUGAUAGACCUCCUCAGGAAACAUGGCAGCUUCAGUGCAAGGUCAGGCACGGACCAGGGUUCUACAAUUGCAAUGUGACUAUAGAGCAGAGUGAAGAUGAAGAUGAGGAAGUUGCAGUUGUCCAGUUGUCGGAAGAUGAUCAAGGUCUAGCUGCAGGGCAGUUUGCAGCCUUCUACAAUGGAAGAACAUGUAUAGGCUCUGGCGUGAUAUCGGAAUCAUGGGAUGAUCAAGGCUUCCCUGUCUGUGAAAAGGCCAUGGAAAUAGCUAAACUAGAAGACAAAUCAAAGCUGGGGAAACCAGUUAAGAUAAAAGUGAAGCCAGAGAGUCCUUUGGAGGACGAAUCUGUUCAAAAAGACGGGACAGAAAUAGAAAUUGCAGUUGGGAGCUAAGCAAAUAUCCAGUGUCAGGCUCUGAUAAAAUUCUGGCCGACAUUAAUAGAAACAGAUCAAUUGAAGAAUCUGAAAACCUUUGAAUCCUGUCUUUUUGGUUUAAAAAAAUGUUAUUCUUGUAUCAUAGCAGAGUAUUUGAGCUAGCUAAGUUAAGAAACCCUACCUGUUGAGGGUACUGAGCAUAACCAGCAUAUCCAUUGUAAGCAAAACCCUAAAAACCCUGAAUUCAACGGCUGCACUUUUGCCAGUCUUCCCAGUCUGCAACUGCUAAAUACAUGAAUUCCUAUUUA
This is a messenger RNA of Linum trigynum, 2051 nucleotides long. Lineage: Eukaryota; Viridiplantae; Streptophyta; Magnoliopsida; Malpighiales; Linaceae. The record is from the annotation of a GenBank genome assembly.